AUGGUUUGGUUUGGUUUCUACUCAAAUUAUGAACAUGGUACUUAUCAUAGCCCAAAUACCACACACUGUCGUAUGUCUGCGCUUGGUGCCAAUAUGACAUCUCAGCACGUUAAAUUUUCUCUAAUGAAUAAGUUAAGAGUGCCGACAGUGCUACUACUCUUCACUCUCUGCACCCUGCAACCUUCCUGUGCUUUUAAACGUGCACUCUCUCUGGGCGAUGAAAUAUUCGCAGUUACCAAAUCGUUGACGUUUAUUGAGUUCGACGCCAACACCUCGUAUUCUAUGCUCGGAACAAUGUUCAACUUGAGCUCGCCUGCGGGUCCGUUGAUAAUGAACUUGAGUACAGUCAUGGAGAAUAUCAAUCAGAUUGAAGAUGACAGGAAUAUCCGUCGCGUUAUCGCCAUGACGAGUUCAUUUCAAUCACGGCUAAAGCAUUAUGAUGGCGGUGCCGCAUUGAGUAUCUGGACAUCACGCGUGGAUAGCUACGCCAAGAACAUUGACUCAAUAUUCAUGAAGCUUCGGCGAUGCCUCUAUGACACGAGGGGAACAUCCUUAUGGAGAUGGGAGGCCUUCGCUGAUGAGGCUGCGCGAACCGUUGAGGGAACCGUUAAUGCUUUACAGAAGACAAUUUUCCCCUGUAGCGAGGAAUUAGAGGGUAGCAAUAAUUACGUCUUCCGUCUCGCUCACAAUUCUUUAACGACGCAUAAAUGCAACGAAACGUUGGUGAUGCCAUAUUUUCUGAGCCAUUUAUUACAAGCAGCCAUAGUGACUGAAGUCAAAGGCUUGGCAGUGCUGACCUACGCUUCCAUGAUCCGCAAUGCCGAAAAUAGCGAAUGGAGAUCCGAACUUCUGAGAAUAUCUACUAAAUUCCAGAAACGAUUUUUGCAUUACGUGGCACAGACUUGGCGCGCUAUGGACUUAACAUCGAAUGCUUUGAUAGCAUGUGAUCCUGUCAAGGGCAAUCGUAUUCGAGGUGAUAAUUACUACGAAAUGGAAAAGCAAGUUCAAGUGUCCAUUUUCCAAUACAAUGUUGCCCUCAGAAGUAAGAAUUGUGCCAAUGCUGUGGCGAAAAAAUUAUACACAUUCGAUUCGGAUGUAGACAUUUGCAAGGGUGAACUGUCCGACUGCCAGUAUUCAGGGUGGCUAGAUGUGUGUCGAUUGAGGAAUAACUCAAAACGGUACGAGUGGAUUAAAGUUGAAAAUGGAAGUUAUGGAAUGAACUUCGACGAAUGCCCGAAUGGUACGAUAACUAAAUACGAGGGAGCGAGCAAUACGUUCGAUGGUCACUGUAUUUGCUUAUGCCAUAACACUGAUGAGAACUGGAUUAGUGUCAGUCCAGUGAUGGCUGAUAUAUCCAAGAACAUGGUUAUCACGGGUUUACGAUUCGUUCGUAAGAAUGGAGUUUUGCACCUCCAACUGAGGCAAGGAAAACUGUUGGCUAAUGGGUGGAUAAACCCAUCCUCCCAAAAGUGGAUGCCUUUACCAAAGAAACCACAGUUGGUAAUGGUAAAUACGACAACCAAUAAGUUCUACCUUGAUGACAUCCGAUUCCCGGAGGAACACGUCUUGAUCGGAGUUCAAUUCGAAUACAAUGAGGGAUUCGCUCUUAAAGCGUUUGGUAUGCCAUUCAAUUAUGCAACCGGACGUCUGCAAUCAACAAUCGUUGAAAAAACUCCAAAUUAUUUGAACUAUCAGCAAUUAGUACUUCCGUGGAGUAACUCGAUCUAUACAAAAAUCCCACACACGGAGAUUACAAGUGAAAAAUGGCUGCAACUGGAUGUUUCGGAGUGGCUGUAUGACGCAGGACAAUCAACAUUACCAUUAUUUGAUGGUGUAGCUGUUGAAACUGAUUUACCAGUUCCACUGAGUGGAGUUGGAUUAGUGCACAAAGGGGCACAAGCAUAUGCUGGCUAUAUUUCUCUGAAAUUGUAUUCCCUUCAGUAUUUCAAACUCUUGAAAAAGGCGAUUAAAAAAUAUUACAAUAUACCAGACUCGGAAGAUAAAUACAUAGAAUUGGUAACACGUUGUCAACAAUGGAAAAAUUAUAACUUGAAUCGGGUGAGAAGAGUGAUGGACGAAGUAUGUUUGAGUCGUGGAAAAUGGAAUUACUUUUGGCAGUACUUUAGUUUUUCCAAAAUGAAGCUACUGCGUACAUCAGCUGUCAUCCUACUGUUUGCUCUCUGCAGCGUACAAGCUUCUACCGAUUUUUACGAUGUCGUCCACGCAGGAAAACAAAUCUAUAUGAACUUAGAAAAGAUAUCGGACAUGAACCUCGAAGCAAAUAGGGUUGAAUUUGUGAUUGGUAAACUCCGAGACGCGGAAUUUAUGAGGGAGGAAGUAGAAAGUUUGGCCGGAACCGGAAAUGGCACAGAUUUAAAUGAAAUUUUCGGGCUUCUCGACAAAAUACUGAAUCAUCUGCAGCUCGGGGCUCAUGACCGUUCUGCAUUUUCUACGUGGAAAUCACUACUACAAAACUACACCUCAAAUAUUGCCUCAAAUUACGAGAGAUUUUUGCAGUUGUUGGACAUAAACAGAACAACUUCUGCCCAAGAGUGGAAUAUGUUCGCUGAGGACACUAUUCAAAACAUUGCAAAGAACAUUACCGAAUUGCACAAAAUAGUUUAUCCUCUACGAAAUAAAUCCAAGAGGAUUGGCAUGGUUUCCUGGCUAGCUGAGAUUAGUCAUGACUUACGCAUAAAUCUUUGCAAGGACACCUUAACGACAGAAGCAUUCCUCAGCCAUUUAUUCCAAGCGAUGAUGCUCAGUGAAGCCAAAGCUACGACGGCCUUAACUUACGCUGUCAUGAUCCAGAACUACAAGUAUGGUGAAUGGAAGUACAAAAUCAUGGAGCUGAUGGCGAACUUGAAAUCCCGAAUCGCGAACUCCUUGCUGAGCACCAACGAAGCUUUGGACAUGGCACAACAUCAAUCGAUAACGUGCGAUCCACCCAAUGGCCAACAUAUUCGCGAUGAGACGUACUUUGAGAUCGAAAGGUUGGUGCAAUUAUCGACUUUCGAAAUGACUAAUAGUUCCAAUAGCAAGAACUGCACGGCCGCUGUUGAGGAAAAAUCAUUCAAAGUUAAUUCGGAAGUAGAUAUUUGUAACGGUAGACUCACUCGCUGCGAGUAUACAUCAUCGUUAGAGCUGUGCCGAUUGGAAAAUGGCCCAAAGCGAUACGAGUGGAUUAAAACAGACACUGGAAAUUAUGGAAUGAAUUUCGAUAACUGCCCGAAUGGUAAAAUAAGUAAAUAUGAGGCACAGAACGAUCUGUACGCAGGUCACUGUAUUUGCAAAUGCCAGGAAACUAUUAACUGGAUGAGUAUAUCUUCAUCGACGAGUAAUGUAUCCGACAAUAUGGUUGUCAUUGGUUCGCGAUUCGUUCGCAAGGAUAGAGUUCUUUACCUGCAAUUGAAACAAGGAAGAUUACUGGCCAAUGGGUGGAUUGAUCCGUCCUCGCAGGAAUGGAUUCCCUUGCCAGAGAACCCACAGUUGAUACCGAUCAAUUCUACUACCAGGAUUUUUUAUACUGAUGAUGUACGUCUGCCUGACGAAUAUGUCGUGAUUGGUGCCCAUGUAGACUACCUCGACGGAUUUUAUCUUGUUGUAACAGGAGCGAAGUACUCAUAUGGAUCAGGAAAACUGGAGUCGUCUACCGUUUAUAAAUAUGCAAAGAGUUUUGACUAUGAACGUCUUGAAUUCUCAAAAAAAAAUUCGAUCUAUACAAAUGAGCCACACACGCUGCUUUCAAGGAAACAAAAGAUAAAACUGCGAAUCUCUGAUCGGAGGUAUGACGCAGGUCAAUCGGUGCUGCCAUUAUUCGAUGGAGUAGCUGCUGAAAAUGAUCCACCCGUACCAUUGGGUGGAUUAGGAAUUGGGCAUAAAGGGGCGGAGGGGUAUGCUGGUUUCAUUUCCCCGAAAUUAUUUUCACUUCCAUACUUGAGAGUUAUCAGAAACUACGGUUUUGAUAUGGCUUCAUGGUUGGCCAAGGCUUAAUUCUGUUUUUUCAAUGGAAUUGUUACUGUCCUCCUGAAAGAUCGUGAAACUCCAUGUGACACUCAUGCGGUCCACUGCCACUUAUUGAGUUUAUCGAUAAUAAUGAUCAUCAGUUCGAUGUAGGGGUUAUUGUUUAAUAAACUGUUGAUCUUUUAUUCAUUAGUUUGCGUUAAUAUGCAUAUCCUGAAGAUUGUGA
Molecule: messenger RNA, 4189 nt
Organism: Diachasmimorpha longicaudata
Lineage: Eukaryota; Metazoa; Arthropoda; Insecta; Hymenoptera; Braconidae
Exons: 21
Coding region: 1-3993 (1330 amino acids)
Source: RefSeq, a predicted model, not a curated record